This is a messenger RNA of Drosophila grimshawi, 2589 nucleotides long. Its product is annotated as oxysterol-binding protein 1. The record is from RefSeq and is a predicted model, not a curated record. Gene Ontology annotation, cellular component: cytosol; intracellular membrane-bounded organelle; membrane. The transcript is spliced from 2 exons. Bases 259 to 1590 code for a protein of 443 amino acids. Gene Ontology annotation, molecular function: sterol binding. Lineage: Eukaryota; Metazoa; Arthropoda; Insecta; Diptera; Drosophilidae.
AUACUUGCAGACUAUUGAAAAUUGUGCAUUGGUGUUGAAAAUUUCCUGUGUCUUUUGCAGGGCAGCAAAACUCCCUCAUAAGACUUGGAUCCAAAAAGAGGCAAACCAGUAGUGCAUCCUUUUCUCAACGUCUUCGAUAUAAUGCACAAUCUUGAAACUUCCUGGCCAACUUUUAAAAAGGACCCAAAUGUCCCCUCAAUGGCUGUCAAAGGAGUCUCCGUUUUAAUUGUAUCCGCAAGUUUGCAAAGGAAUUGAAACAUGUCUGACGGUGCUAGGCAGCGUCUGGAAUCGAACUCUCCCAUCGAGAUAAGUUUCAACAAAUUGAGCUUAUCGCAGAAGAUGCGAAAAACAAAAAGUGUCAAGGCUGUGCCAACAGCUGCUGGCAAUGAAUCCACUCACAGAUCUCGACGCUCACGUGUCCCAGAUAAGCCCAAUUAUCCGAUCAAUCUGUGGUCACUGAUGAAGAACUGCAUUGGCAAGGAUCUGUCCAAGAUACCCAUGCCAGUUAACUUUAACGAGCCUAUCUCCAUGCUGCAGCGGCUGGUCGAGGAUUAUGAGUACUCCGAAAUACUGGACACUGCAGCCGCCUGCACGGAUGAGUGCGAGCAGCUAGCUCACUUAGCUGCUUUCACAGUCUCAGCCUAUGCAACGGCAGCAAGUCGGAUUAAUAAACCAUUUAACCCACUCCUGGGAGAGACCUAUGAGUGCGAUCGCACCGAUGAUCUCGGGUGGCGCUGUCUGGCCGAGCAGGUGUCGCAUCAUCCACCCGUCUCUGCACUGCAUUGCGAAAGCAAGGAAUGGAUCACCUGGCAAGAGUUCUCCAUGACGAGCAAAUUUCGUGGCAAGUCCUUGCAGGUUAAUCCAGUUGGUGGUGCCUACGUUUUAUUUACCAAGAGUGGAAAUCGCUAUUCGUGGCGCAAAGUGACGACUACAGUGAACAACAUAAUUGUUGGCAAACUGUGUGUAGAUCUCGAAGGAGAGACCGAAAUAAUUGGCAGCAAUGGCAACAAGUGCACCCUAAAAUACACGCCUUACUCUUACUUCAGCCGCAAGGCUCAGCGCAGUGUUAAGGGAUUCAUCUACAAUCGCAAUAAUGAGGCGAAGUGGGUUGUGCGUGGCACCUGGGAUGACAAGAUCGAGAUAGCGCCCGUGCUGGGUGGCUCAGCGGACGGAGAGACCUUCACGACUGGCGACUCCAGGAUCGCAUGGAAGCGUCGACCAGGACCGCCGAAUGCAGAUAAGUUUUACAACUUCACCACACUUGCCUGUCAGCUGAACGAGCCGGAGGAGGGCGUGGCGCCCACUGAUUCGCGUCUGCGUCCCGAUCAACGACUGAUGGAGGAGGGCGCCUGGGACGAGAGCAAUGUGGAGAAGCUACGCCUUGAGGAGAAGCAGCGAACGAGGCGACGAGCGCUUGAAGCAGAGGCCGAACUGGCGGCAGCCGAAGGAAGACCCUAUCCAGCGUAUGAACCCAUGUGGUUCGAGCGAAAGAAGGCGCAGGAUAGCGAGGACCUUGUGCACGUCUUCAAGAAUACGUAUUGGGAGGCCAAGGCGGCCCAGGACUGGAGCGGCUGUCCUGUCAUCUACUAGAGAGAACUGCACUAUAUAUAUGCUUAAUAUAUGCUUCAAUAUCGCGCUCUCAUCCCGAAGACAUUCGCAGUCAAACUCCUACAACUAUUUAAUGCAAAAAGGUAAAACAAGCCUGUAUUGGAAUUUCCCACAGAUCUUUGAAAAUGAGUUUGAAGCCAGUCAGAAACGGAAAAAAAUGCCUCAUAUUAAGUUGACCACAAAUUUUCCACCUCGAACGGUGGAUUUUCUGAAAUAGGAUUGCAUUUUCGUUGAGUUUUCUCUUAGAAAACUAUUUUGAAGAACGAAAAUGAGUUUGAGGGCAAAAGUUGAAUUUCAUAAAACAGUUUUCAACCUAUUUUUUCGGUUUUGGGAGCGCAUUUCCCAAAAUCGCUAAGUAACACAUAUUUAAUAAGUUGUUAUUUAGAGCUUUGGAAAUUAGUCUUAAGUUGAUCGGAGCAAAGAUAAGUUUCGGCCCACGUAAUCUUGACCACCAAUUUUUGACCCAAUGGGCUAAAUGUUCUUUUGAAGGCGGAUUUUCCAAAAAAAUAAAAAAUUAAUAACAUGUAGAGCUUUGCUUAAAAAUGGACGACGGUGCAACCUUUACCACCAAUUUUUCCACCCAGUGGGUUGACUUUUUCACAUCGAUCGAAUGAAAAACAAAAAUAAUUUGUAUGCAACAGUUUUCCAUUAUUUUCCCCACUAUGUGGGUUGCAUUUUCCAAAACCCAACGGCUUAAAAUAAAGCUUUAGUCCAUAUAUUAGCUUUGUAGAUACAGCUUAGGCUGUUUUAUUUAUAAAUAUUUAAAAGAAAAACAACAACAACCACAAAAAGACGCACGAAACAAGUUUUCCGAAAAUUGUUUUGCCCUUGUUGGGUAUGCGAAAGUUACAACAACAAAAAAUACACUAUGUAAUAUAUAUGUAUGUAUUUAUAAACAGCGCAUGGUGAAUAUGUUAAAUGCGAAAAAUGUAUGUCCUGUAUUAAUUGAAAUAAAGCAAACAAAUGUAUGGUUACCAAUUA